Molecule: messenger RNA, 1380 nt
Organism: Entrophospora sp. SA101
Lineage: Eukaryota; Fungi; Glomeromycota; Glomeromycetes; Entrophosporales; Entrophosporaceae
Source: the annotation of a GenBank genome assembly
AUGAGCUCAUCCAGAGGUUCCAAUGUAGUUUUUGUUGGAAAUAUACCGUAUGAACUUACAGAAGAACAAUUAAUAGAGGUGUUUAAAGAAGUGGGACCUGUAGUUGAAAUGGGUUCUAAAAAUCAUGAAAUAGUGCCGACAAUAUUAAUAGCACAAAUUGCAGGACUUCGUAAUGGUGGCAGUCAUAAAAUAUUGGGUGAACUUGCCAAGAGAAAUUUAGUAGCUAGAGUUAAAAAUGCUAAAUAUGAUGGAUAUAGAUUAACAUAUGGUGGAUAUGAUUAUUUGGCGUUGAAAACUUUUUCAAAAAGAGGAAAUAUUUAUUCUGUUGGAAAUCAAAUUGGUGUUGGAAAAGAAUCUGAUAUAUAUAUUGUUGCUGACGAAGAAGAAAAUCAAUAUGUUUUGAAAAUACACAGGCUUGGACGUAUUUCAUUUCGAGCAAUAAAAUCAAAACGUGAUUAUCUUCAAAAACGGAAAUCUGCUUCAUGGAUGUAUAUGUCAAGAUUAGCUGCUACAAAAGAAUAUGCAUUUAUGAAGGUUUUAUAUGAUAAUGGAUUUCCUAUACCAAAACCAAUUGAUCAAAUCAGACAUUGUAUAAUAAUGGAAUUGAUUGAUGCUUAUCCAUUACUUGCUCAAUAUGGAUUAAUUCAUGGUGAUUUCAAUGAAUUUAAUAUACUGGUUAAAGAUAAUGGUGAACCCAUCUUGAUCGAUUUUCCUCAAAUGGUUUCUAUUUCUCAUCCAAAUGCUGAAUGGUAUUUUAAUCGGGAUGUGGAGUGUAUACGUACAUAUUUUCAGAAAAAAUAUAAUUAUCAAAGUGCUUUAUAUCCAAAAUUUCAAUUGGAUGUAAACCGUGAAUUCAAUCUAGAUGUUCAAGUGUCUGCUAGUGGAUUCACAAAGAAACUACAAAAAGAAUUGGAAGUGGGAAUAACUGAUAAAAAGCCAUCGAUAGAUGUAUUUGAUGAGAAUAAUAAUGAUGACGAAAAGAUAUCUGAUAAUGAUAACGGUGAGAACAAUGAUGAGAAGAACGAGAAAAGGGAAGAGGAAAAAGGUGAAGGUGAAAAUGUUUCAGAAACUAAUUCUGAUUCAGAGUUCGAGGAUUCGAACAAUAUUAAGAAUAACACUAAUAGAGAUUUUAAGCCAUAUCGAAACAUCAAUACUACAUCAUCUACAACAUCAUCUACAACAACCAUCCCGAAACCUAAUAAUUUAUCACAAUCAGAAAUCAAAGAUCGUGUUACAAAAUUAUUGAAAAAACAAUCAAAUAAAAAAAAAUCAAAUAAAUUUUCAGCAAAAAGAAAUCAAAUUAAAGGAAAAGAAAAACGAAAGGUUAGAGAUUUGGUGAAAAUAAGUAGUAAUGAUGGUGAUGUUCAAGAUUUUUUUUGA